This is a messenger RNA of Cutaneotrichosporon oleaginosum, 764 nucleotides long. RefSeq lists its product as uncharacterized. The record is from RefSeq and is a predicted model, not a curated record. NCBI's taxonomy places the organism in Eukaryota, Fungi, Basidiomycota, Tremellomycetes, Trichosporonales, Trichosporonaceae.
CCUGGAUGCGCAGCGGAAGCAAGGAAGCGAACGGCCAGCUCCGGCGGAUCCGCGGAUCGGCGAUCGGCGUGUGCGUAGGGGUGUAGGUGUACUGUAGGGGAAGGCCGGCACACGUUUCGGUCUCGAAAUCCCGGGUAUGCCGGUGUAGGUGUUCGGAGUGGGUCGGGAAUGCCGCCUCCUGCUUCUUCCAGCUUCCAGGCUCGUAGGCUCGCAAGCUGUCGUGUGUGGUCCACGAGUGUACGGUGUCGGCGGGACGGAGAAGGGAGUACGGAGAAGGUUGGACAAGAAUCGGGCAUUUUAGUGACGAUUGUCAGCCUGAGCGGAGAUCGGCGAUCCGCGAAAGCGCACGGCCGCACGCACAGGCGAGCGGCGAGAUUUGCCCACCACAUGCACCACAGGAGGCGGCGCGACGCGCGACGCGCGCCGGUCGGCCGCCGGUUGGGUGCUCGAGCGUCUCUGAUCCGUCGAGGUCAGAAGCUCGCUGGUAGAUCGCGGCGUCGUCACCUUCGAACUCUGCUGCCGCGGCUGUUCACUAGCUGUUUGGAGUUACAUAUCACUGUGUCUCAGCAGCUCAGCAGCUCAGCAUACAUGUACGUAAGGAGGGUUGGAUGUCACGCGACACGACGGGAUGAUGUUUUGUUAUAGUGCGCCAGCGUGACGAGGGAUGGCGGCUUUGGCGCCAUGUUGAUUCACUCUGCGUGCAUGCUGGAGGCAGGGAGGGUGUGUUUGAAUGAGCUUUGGAGUGGCUCCAGGCCAGCCGCAUG